This is a messenger RNA of Tarenaya hassleriana, 710 nucleotides long. RefSeq names its product 40S ribosomal protein S16-1-like. Gene Ontology annotation, cellular component: ribosome; cytosolic small ribosomal subunit. The record is from RefSeq and is a predicted model, not a curated record. The transcript has a single exon. Gene Ontology annotation, biological process: translation; maturation of SSU-rRNA from tricistronic rRNA transcript (SSU-rRNA, 5.8S rRNA, LSU-rRNA). The coding region runs from base 100 to 540 and encodes 146 amino acids. Gene Ontology annotation, molecular function: RNA binding; structural constituent of ribosome. Lineage: Eukaryota; Viridiplantae; Streptophyta; Magnoliopsida; Brassicales; Cleomaceae.
CACCGCUUUCCCCUCUUUUAUUCUCUGUUUCAGUUCUAGGGUUUUACCGUUUCUAUCUCGCUUUGGCUCUCCCUACAGAAGAAACACCAAACCCUAACCAUGGCUGCGCAACCAGCGGUGGAAUCCGUCCAAUGCUUCGGCCGGAAGAAGACGGCUGUAGCGGUUACGUACUGCAAGCGAGGUUCCGGACUGAUCAAGAUCAAUGGGUGUCCAAUUGAGCUUAUCCAACCUGAGAUUCUCCGUUUCAAGGUCUUCGAGCCAAUCCUCCUCCUCGGAAGGCACCGUUUCGCCGGUGUCGACAUGAGGAUCCGCGUCAAAGGUGGUGGUCACACCUCUCAGAUAUACGCGAUCCGACAGAGCAUAGCGAAGGCUCUUGUCGCGUUCUACCAGAAGUAUGUGGAUGAACAAUCGAAGAAGGAGAUCAAGGACAUCCUCGUGAGGUACGAUAGGACAUUGCUUGUUGCUGAUCCUAGGCGGUGUGAACCCAAGAAGUUCGGUGGUCGUGGUGCUCGUGCCAGAUUCCAGAAGAGUUACCGUUGAAAAAAAGGUUCUGUGGAUUUUUUUUGGAUACUUGCGAACUUAUACUCUAUAUGCUUAUCAGUAUGUUUUGAGAUUUUGAUUUUGUCAAUUUAAAGUUCGAGACUUUGAUGGUUGAUUUCGGUUAUUGUCAAGACUUCUUGUUUAUCUAUAAUCGUAGUUUGAAUUUCGAA